UUAAAACCGCUUUAUAGAAAAUAUUCUCAUUAUAAUAGCAUCAUUUUUACAGUAAUAAUAUUAUUAAUUCAUAUUUAAUAUAAAAAAAUGGGUAAACUAAUUAUUUAUGGAAAUAAAAUGAGCCCACCAGUACGAGCAUGUUUUCUCACAGCUGCGGCAAUCCAAUUGGAUUACGAGUUCCGUGAAUUAAAUGUUAUAAAUGGAGACCACUUAAGUCCCGAAUAUGUGAAGAAAAAUCCUCAACAUACAUUCCCAAUGCUAGAAGAUGAUGGAAAAUAUAUCUGGGACAGUCAUGCAAUCAUUGCAUAUUUAGUUGGAAAAUAUGCCAAAGACGAUUCACUAUAUCCAAAAGAUUUAUAUCAGCGCGCUAUUGUCGAUCAAAGAUUACAUUUUGAAUGUGGUGUUCUAUUUCCAAAAUUAAGAGAAAGUCUUUUAAUUGUUGUCCUGAGAAAGGAAAGAUCAGAUAUUCCACCGCAAUUGGUUAACGAUAUAAUUGAGGCAUAUGAUUUUUUGGAGAAAUUUUUAGGUGAUAACGAAUAUAUGGUUGGGAAUUCUAUGACAAUUGCUGAUUUUUCAUUGAUUUCAACGGUUUCAUCGGUAAAAGGUUUGAUUCCUUUAUCAGAAGAAAAUCAUCCUCAAUUAAUAAAAUGGGUCAAACGUAUGGAAACUUUACCGAAUUAUUGUGAAAACAACGGUGAAGGCGCGCAGGCUUUGAUUAUUUUUGCGAAACAAGUAAUGGCUGAAUUGAAACAUUCUAAUAAAAUGCAAAAACCGAUUUUAUAUGGUAUUCUUGCAAGUCCACCUGUGCGUACUACACUCUUAACCGCUCACGCUAUCGGUUUGGAUUUUCAAUAUCUUGAAGUUGAUCUAUUAAAAAAAGAACAUUUAAGUGAGGAAUUUCUCAAGAAAAAUCCUCAACAUUCAGUUCCACUGUUGGAAGACGAAAAUGAAAAGUAUAUUUGGGAUAGUCAUGCAAUUAGCACAUAUUUAAUAACCAAAUAUGCUAAAGAUGAUAGUUUGUAUCCGAAAGAUCCAUAUAAGAGAGCAUUAAUUGAUCAAAGAUUGCAUUUUGAUUCUGGCGUAUUAUUUCCAAGAUUGUUGCAAGUAGCUAGAAAAAUUUAUGUGGAACAUACUGAUAUUAUUCCACAAGUUUACAUUGAUCAAGUUUAUGAGGCGUAUGACUUUGUUGAAAAAUUUUUGGAAACAAACACAUAUAUCGUUGGCGAAACUUUAACUGUAGCAGAUUUUUGUUUUAUUUCCAGUAUAACAUCAAUGGAAUUUAAUUGUCCUGCGUCACCUGAAAAAUACCCAAAAAUAAAUACUUGGAAAAAGAAUUUGGAAAAAUUACCAUAUUAUUAUGAAGCUAAUGGAAAAGGUAACGAAAUGAGAAACAUGUGGUUUAAAAAAAUUUUACAAGAUAUCAAAAGCAAAGCUUAGUAUAAAAGUAAUAUAAUAUAUAUUAUAUUGUAGCUAAUAUUAUAAUAUGUAUAUAUAUUUAUAUAAAUAUUAUGUAGUAAUUUUGUUUUCACACAUUAAAAUAAAUGUAAUUGUGUAUUGGACAAUUUCAAUA
Molecule: messenger RNA, 1570 nt
Organism: Condylostylus longicornis
Lineage: Eukaryota; Metazoa; Arthropoda; Insecta; Diptera; Dolichopodidae
Exons: 4
Coding region: 88-1437 (449 amino acids)
Biological process (GO): glutathione metabolic process
Molecular function (GO): glutathione transferase activity
Source: RefSeq, a predicted model, not a curated record